Molecule: messenger RNA, 633 nt
Organism: Cercopithifilaria johnstoni
Lineage: Eukaryota; Metazoa; Nematoda; Chromadorea; Rhabditida; Onchocercidae
Source: the annotation of a GenBank genome assembly
AUGGUAGAAACGAACGUUUGGCUUUUUUAUCCGAAUCUAAUUGGCUAUCUGCGCAUUAUCCUAGCUGUAGCAUCAUUUGAGGCUAUGACCUAUGCGCCGUGGCGCGCGGCAAUUUGUUAUUUUCUAAGUGCUGCUUCGGAUGCUGUUGAUGGAUAUGUGGCGCGGCUGUGUAAUCAAUCAUCACGCUUUGGUGCUAUGCUCGACAUGUUAACGGACCGUUGUGCUCUCAUGGCAUUGGUAAUAUGUUGCGGAUGUUUCUAUCCCGAUUACUUGUUUUAUUUCCAAAUAUCAGCCGUGGUUGAUAUUGCUUCGCAUUGGCUCCAUUUUCAUGCUAGCGAUGUGACGGGUAAAACGACCCACAAACAAUCAUCAAAUGCAGUUUUGCAUCUCUAUUAUACAUCUCGUCCAUUCCUCUUUGUGAUGUGUUUGGGGAACGAGGCGUUUUACAGCUUGGUAUAUAUCACUCAUUUUUGGCCUGGUCCAGGUGUCCACGGUGUUCAUCUCAUUUCAUUGCUAGCGGCACUUUUUUUCCCAUUUGCGCUACUAAAGUCAAUGAUUAGCCUACUUCAUCUUUUCAAUGCCGCACAAACAUUAGUAGCCAAAGAUCAGGAAUUAAUUAAGCAAAGCAAAUGA